This is a messenger RNA of Drosophila mauritiana, 15656 nucleotides long. RefSeq names its product ryanodine receptor (gene RyR). The record is from RefSeq and is a predicted model, not a curated record. NCBI's taxonomy places the organism in Eukaryota, Metazoa, Arthropoda, Insecta, Diptera, Drosophilidae. Gene Ontology annotation, biological process: intracellular calcium ion homeostasis; calcium ion transmembrane transport. The transcript has 27 exons. Bases 152 to 15559 code for a protein of 5135 amino acids. Gene Ontology annotation, molecular function: ryanodine-sensitive calcium-release channel activity; protein binding. Gene Ontology annotation, cellular component: Z disc; sarcolemma; calcium channel complex.
CUCGUCGUCAGUCUAGAGAGUAAUAUCGACACGAAAAGAAAUUAUACCGAGUCGGGUGACCGAGGGAAAUCCCAGAACAAUUGAAUUCAAACGCCGCUGCGAUAUAAAUUCCGAUUUGGAGGCGCUGCGGUCGUUGCGCUAACCAAACGAAAUGGCUGAGGCGGAGGGAGGCUCCGAGCAGGAUGAUGUUUCAUUCCUGAGAACGGAGGACAUGGUCACGCUCUCCUGCACGGCGACGGGGGAGCGUGUCUGCUUGGCCGCCGAGGGAUUUGGCAACCGGCACUGCUUUCUCGAGAACAUUGCCGACAAGAACGUGCCGCCGGAUCUUUCGCAGUGUGUCUUCGUCAUCGAACAGGCGCUGUCCGUGCGAGCUUUGCAGGAGUUGGUGACGGCGGCCGGAUCCGAGACUGGCAAAGGCACCGGAUCGGGACACAGGACAUUGCUCUAUGGCAAUGCCAUUUUGCUGCGCCACCACAACAGUGAUAUGUACUUGGCCUGUCUGUCCACCUCGUCGUCGAACGACAAGCUGUCCUUCGACGUGGGCCUGCAGGAGCACAGCCAGGGAGAGGCUUGUUGGUGGACGGUUCAUCCGGCGAGCAAGCAGCGCUCUGAGGGCGAGAAGGUGCGCGUCGGAGAUGACCUGAUCCUGGUGUCGGUGGCCACCGAACGUUAUUUGCAUACCACUAAGGAGAACGAACAGUCCAUUGUAAACGCCAGCUUUCACGUGACCCACUGGUCCGUGCAGCCCUACGGCACGGGCAUCUCUAGGAUGAAGUACGUGGGCUAUGUGUUUGGCGGUGAUGUGCUGCGCUUCUUCCAUGGCGGCGACGAGUGCCUGACCAUACCGAGUACAUGGGGUCGUGAGGCGGGACAAAAUAUUGUUAUUUACGAGGGCGGCGUGGUCAUGGCACAGGCGAGGUCCCUGUGGCGCCUGGAACUCGCACGAACCAAGUGGACUGGUGGCUUUAUCAACUGGUACCACCCGAUGCGCAUUCGCCACAUAACCACUGGACGCUACUUGGGCGUCAACGACAGCAACGAACUGAUUCUGGUUAAGAAGGAGGAGGCUUCGAUUGCCACGACGACUUUCUGCCUGCGGCAGGAAAAGGACGACGAGAAAAAGGUGCUGGAGGACAAGGACCUUGAGGUGAUCGGCUCGCCGAUCAUCAAGUACGGCGACACUACCGUCAUCGUCCAGCACUGCGAGACUAGCUUGUGGCUCAGCUACAAGAGCUACGAGACGAAGAAGAAGGGCGUAGGAAAGGUGGAGGAGAAGCAGGCCAUCCUGCAUGAGGAGGGCAAGAUGGACGAUUGCCUCGACUUCUCGCGCUCCCAGGAGGAGGAGUCCAAGACAGCUCGUGUCAUCCGCAAGUGCAGCAGCCUCUUCACCCAGUUUAUUACGGCCUUGGAAACACUGCAGUCAAAUCGCCGACACUCCAUUUUCUUCCAAAAGGUCAACCUCAACGAGAUGGUCAUGUGCCUGGAGGACUUGAUCAACUACUUUUCGCAACCCGAAGACGAUAUGGAGCACGAGGAGAAACAGAAUAGAUUCCGUGCCCUGCGCAACCGACAGGAUCUGUUCCAGGAGGAGGGCGUGCUCAAUCUGAUCCUGGAGGCCAUUGACAAGAUCAACAUAAUCACCUCGCAGGGCUUCCUCGCCAGCUUUCUGGCCGGCGACGAGACCGGCCAGAGCUGGGAUCUCAUUUCCACCUAUCUGUACCAACUCUUGGCCGCCAUCAUUAAGGGCAACCACACGAACUGCGCCCAGUUCGCGAACAGCAACCGACUCAACUGGCUAUUCUCGCGUCUCGGUUCCCAGGCCUCCAGCGAGGGUUCCGGCAUGUUAGACGUACUCCACUGCGUGCUGAUCGAUUCGCCCGAGGCGCUGAACAUGAUGCGGGAUGAGCACAUCAAGGUGAUCAUCUCGCUGCUGGAGAAGCACGGCAGGGACCCGAAAGUCCUGGACGUUCUGUGUUCCCUGUGCGUGGGUAAUGGAGUGGCGGUGCGAUCCUCCCAAAACAACAUUUGCGACUUUUUGCUGCCAGGCAAGAACCUGUUGCUACAGACGCUCCUGGUGGACCACGUGGCCAGCAUCCGACCGAACAUCUUCGUGGGUCGCGUAGACGGCUCUUCCAUGUACCAGAAGUGGUACUUCGAGGUGACCAUGGAUCACAUCGAACAGACCACGCACAUGAUGCCCCACCUGCGCAUUGGCUGGGCUAAUACUUCCGGGUAUGUACCGUAUCCCGGAGGCGGCAAGAAGUGGGGUGGCAAUGGAGUAGGCGAUGACCUGUACUCCUUUGGAUUUGAUGGUGCCUAUCUUUGGACCGGAGGUCGCAAAACACUAGUGGUGGACGCGCUGCCCGAGGAGCCCUUUAUCCGGAAAGGCGAUGUUGUUGGCGUUGCCAUUGAUCUUUCUGUGCCCAUCAUCACGUUUACAUUUAACGGAGUAAAAGUGCGCGGUAGCUUUAGGGACUUUAACCUGGAUGGAAUGUUCUUUCCCGUGAUGAGUUGCUCAUCAAAACUAAGCUGUCGCUUCCUUUUCGGAGGGGAUCAUGGUCGUUUGAAGUUCGCCCCGCCCAUGGGAUUCUCUGCACUCGUGCAGUGUCUCAUGCCGCAGCAGAUCCUCAGUCUGGAUCCCUGCUUCUACUUUGGUAAUCUUAGCAAGAAUGUUUUGGCCGGACCAUGGCUUAUUGAGGACGACACUGCUUUUGUUCCGAAACCCGUUGAUACCACGGGUGUGACAUUGCCAAGUUCUGUGGACCAAAUCAAGGAGAAGCUGGCGGAGAAUAUCCACGAGAUGUGGGCUCUGAACAAAAUCGAGGCGGGCUGGUCGUGGGGCGAGCACCGUGAUGACUACCACCGCAUCCAUCCCUGCCUCACCCAUUUCGAGAAGCUUCCGGCGGCGGAGAAGCGAUACGACAAUCAACUGGCUGUGCAAACGCUAAAGACGAUUAUCUCGCUGGGAUACUACAUAACCAUGGACAAGCCACCAGCACGCAUUCGCCCCGUGCGCCUGCCCAACGAGAUCUUCAUGCAGGGCAAUGGCUACAAGCCGGCUCCACUUGACCUAAGCGCCGUAACACUGACGCCCAAGUUGGAGGAGCUAGUGGACCAGCUGGCCGAGAACACUCACAAUCUAUGGGCACGGGAGCGCAUCCAGCAGGGUUGGACUUAUGGACUGAACGAGGAUAGUGAAAACCACAGGAGUCCACACUUGGUGCCCUAUGCCAAAGUGGACGAGGCUAUCAAGAAGGCCAACAGGGACACAGCGUCGGAGACAGUGCGAACGCUCCUGGUUUACGGAUAUGUGUUGGAUCCCCCGACGGGCGAAGGUACGGAGGCACUUCUGGCCGAGGCACAACGCCUCAAGUUCGCCGGAUUCCGGACUUACAGAGUGGAGCGCAACUACGCCGUGACAUCGGGCAAGUGGUACUUCGAAUUCGAGGUCCUCACAUCCGGACCCAUGCGAGUGGGUUGGGCCCGGGCCGAUUGCUAUCCGGGAGCGAUGCUGGGCAGCGAGGACACCAGUUGGGCCUUCGAUGGACACAAUGAAGAGAAAGUCUACGGUGGCGUCAGUGAAUCCUUUGGUAAACAGUGCGGCCCCGGGGACAUAGUCGGCGUCUUUCUAGACCUGGCCGACCACACAAUUAGCUUCUCGUUGAACGGAGAACUCCUGAUGGACGCGCUGGGCGGCGAGACGACCUUUGCCGACGUAACCGCCGAGGGGGUGGGCUUCGUGCCCGCCUGCACCCUGGGAGUGGGACAGAAGGCGCGCCUCAUCUACGGCCAGGACGUGGACUCACUCAAGUUUUUCACCACCUGUGGCCUGCAAGAGGGAUACGAGCCCUUCUGCGUGAACAUGCGUCGGCCGGUAACACACUGGUACACCAAGGACCAGCCCAUUUUCGAGAACACCGAGGAGAUGCCCGACUGCCGCAUCGAUGUCACUCGGAUUCCCGGCGGCGCCGACACCCCGCCACACUUAAAAAUCUCGCACAACACCUUUGAGACCAUGGAGAAGGCCAACUGGGAGUUCCUGCGUCUUUCCCUGCCCGUGACCUGCAUGGGUGAGUUCAUCAGCGAGCAGGAGAAGGCCAGACGCUGGGACGAGAUUAAGAACCGGCAGUACCGACUCAUGCGCGAGGCGGAGAUUGCUGCCCAGAUGCAGGUCCAGACACAGGCCGCCCACAUGGACCACAUGCUGAAAGGUGGUUUCAAUAUGAACGACAUCAAGGGCUUGACCCGUAAUUUCGAUGAGCACGCGGAUGCUGAGGCAGAUCACAUGAUGCGAGGACCCAACCGCCCGCCUCGCAAGGGAUCGCUCACCCGCAACAUAACCUUCGAAACAGACAUGUCCGCCGCCCUGGACGAGAUGCAGCGAUCCACGUCCGUGCUGGACAUGAACGGCCUGGGCGAAGAGAUGGAUGACAAGAAGAAGCGUGGCCGCAGCCCCUUCAAGUUUUUCUCGAAGAAGUCGCGUGACCAGAGCCGCGAAAAGAUGGGUGCUCGCACCCUGGACACCUCUUUGGAGCGUCGAAAUACCGUUGCUCAUGGACGGAACGUGGUUAACCAGCAGAUGACCACACGAGCUCCAACUCUGCGGUUAAAUAAUGCCGAAAUCCCUCCCAGCCCUGUGCCCCAGGGACCAAAGCAGUUAAGUGGCUCGAAUCUUGGCCAACAGCCGGUGGAAACUUCGGGUGACGAGAUGUUCGAUGCCGAGUGCCUCAAGUUGAUCAACGAGUAUUUCUAUGGAGUAAGAAUCUUUCCCGGUCAGGAUCCCACGCACGUGUACGUCGGUUGGGUGACCACGCAGUAUCACCUGCACAGCCGUGAGUUUAACAAGAACAAGGUGCGUCGUGGGUCAGUCUACAUCGAGGAUGACUACGAGAUGGCCAUCGAACGGAUCGACCGACAGAGUUGCUAUGUGGUUCGAGCGGACGAGCUCUUCAACGAGGUUACCCAGGAUGCCUCAGGCAAGGGAGCCUCCCAGGGCAUGUUCGUUGGCUGCUUCGUGGACACAGCCACCGGCAUCAUCCGCUUUACUUGCGAGGGCAAGGACACCUCUCACCGCUGGAUGAUGGAGCCAGACACCAAGCUCUUCCCGGCCAUUUUCGUGGAGGCCACCAGCAAGGAGAUCCUCCAGAUCGAGUUGGGACGUACCCCUACCACAUUGCCCCUUUCAGCGGCUGUACUGCCCACCAGUGACAAGCAUAUAAAUCCACAGUCCCCGCCGCGUCUGAAGGUCCAGUGCCUGCGUCCACAUCAGUGGGCUAGAGUUCCAAACACCGCACUCCAGGUGCAUGCGCUAAAACUCUCCGACGUGAGGGGUUGGUCCAUGUUGUGCGAGGACCCCGUGUCCAUGCUGGCCCUGCACAUCCCAGAGGAGGACCGCUGUAUAGAUAUCCUGGAGCUCAUCGAGAUGGACAAGCUUCUGUCCUUCCAUGCCCACAGUCUAACGCUCUAUGCGGCUCUUUGUUACCAAUCCAAUUACAGAGCUGCCCAUGCCCUGUGCCAGCAUGUGGACCAGAAGCAGCUGCUCUACGCCAUCCGGUCGGAGUACAUGAGCGGACCACUGCGGCAGGGCUUCUACGACCUGCUUAUCGCCCUGCAUCUGGAGUCUCAUGCCACAACCAUGGAGGUGUGCAAGAACGAGUACAUCACACCGCUGGGAGCCGAACUCAAGGAACUGUACUCCGAAGAGGAGAUGCAGCACUCACUGAGAUCCCUGGUUACGGAGUCAGUGCGUCCACAGCUGCGGAUGACGGAGAUCACACCCCCUGUGAUUGCAACAUCUAGUAUGCCAAGUGUUUCCAGCGAACCGAUCCCCGACAUCGACCAAUUGUACUCCCCGAAGUUCCCCCUAGAAGUAGUCAGGCAGUUUGUCAUGGAGGCGCUGAAGGAUGCCGUCGAGAUCAAUCAGGUGCACAACCGCGAUCCCAUCGGCUGGACCAACGAGAACCUCUUCCUCCCUCUUAUCAAGCUCACAGACCGGCUACUCUUGGUCGGCGUCCUGACCGACGAAGAUGUCCAGCGGCUGUUGGUCAUGAUCGACCCGGAGACCUGGGACCAAGCCUUCGAGAGAGAGGGUAAGGAUGAGCACCGCAAGGGUUUGCUCACCAUGAAGAUGGCGGAGGGCGCCAAGCUGCAGAUGUGCUACCUGCUACACCAUCUGUACGACACCCAGCUGCGCCACCGAGUGGAGAGCAUCAUCGCGUUCUCCCACGACUUCGUGGGCGACCUGCAGACCGAUCAGUUGCGACGUUAUAUCGAGAUCAAGCAAUCCGAUUUGCCCAGUGCUGUUGCGGCCAAAAAGACUAAAGAGUUCCGCUGUCCGCCGCGGGAGCAGAUGAACCAGAUUCUCUGCUUCAAGAACCUCGAACCCGAUGACCAGGACAACUGCACCUGUGGCCUUGAGUUGCGCGGACGACUGGGCGAUUUCCACGAUUCCCUCAUGCAAAAGGUGUCGCUCAAUGCUCUCCAGGAGCCGGAUGGCGUCGAGGGCACAGCGAUCGAGGAGGUGAAGACAGGACCCAUCACGAAGAUCUACAACUUUAUCAACACCGUCAAGGAGCUGGAGGAGGGCCCCAAGGAGGUGGAAGAGCCGGAGAAGAAGACACCAGAGGAGGUGUUCCGCAAAGUGCUCAUUAAGACGAUCGUCAGCUGGGCCGAGGAGUCCCAGAUCGAGAAUCCGAAGCUUGUGCGCGAGAUGUUCAGUCUGCUGCUGCGGCAGUACGACACCGUCGGAGAAUUGGUUCGUGCCCUGGAGAAGACGUACGUGAUAAACACCCGAGCCCGCGACGACGUGGCAGAGAUGUGGGUGGGCCUCAGCCAGAUCCGCGCCCUGCUGCCCGUCCAGAUGAGCCAGGAAGAGGAGGAACUGAUGCGCAAGCGGCUGUGGAAACUGGUUAACAACGCCACCUUCUUCCAGCACCCGGACCUUAUUCGCAUCCUGCGCGUCCACGAGAACGUGAUGGCAGUGAUGAUGAACACACUCGGACGGAGGGCACAGGCGCAAAGCGAUGCGCCCACCCAGACGGAAGGAGCCGAAGGAGCUCCGUCCAAGGAGAAGGACACCUCCCACGAAAUGGUGGUAGCUUGCUGCCGAUUCCUCUGCUACUUCUGUCGCACUGGUCGCCAAAACCAAAAGGCCAUGUUUGAUCACUUCGACUUUCUGCUGGACAACGCCAACAUCCUGCUGGCACGGCCCAGCCUGCGAGGAUCCACGCCCCUCGAUGUGGCAUACUCGAGUUUGAUGGAGAACACAGAAUUGGCUCUGGCCCUGAGGGAACACUAUCUGGAGAAGAUCGCCGUCUACCUCUCGCGGUGCGGACUGCAGAGCAACUCGGAGCUCGUGGAGAAGGGCUAUCCGGAUCUGGGCUGGGAUCCCGUCGAGGGUGAGCGGUACCUGGACUUCCUGCGCUAUUGCGUUUGGGUCAACGGCGAGAGCGUCGAGGAGAAUGCGAACCUUGUCAUUCGACUUCUUAUCCGUCGUCCGGAAUGCUUGGGACCGGCUCUAAGAGGCGAAGGAGAAGGUCUGUUCCGCGCCAUCGUCGAGGCUAAUCGCAUGUCGGAGCGCAUCUCGGACCGCUGCAAGAUGCAGGACGAGGCCGAGGGCACCAUUGCCGGGCUAAACUUCACACAUCCUCUGCCGGAGGGCGAGGAGGACGAGGACUACAUCGAUACCGGUGCCGCCAUUCUGAACUUCUACUGCACCCUGGUGGACCUACUGGGCCGCUGUGCUCCGGACGCUUCGGUCAUCGAGCAGGGCAAGAACGAGUCCCUGAGGGCUAGAGCUAUUCUGAGAUCUCUGGUGCCACUGGAGGAUUUGCAGGGGGUGCUCAGCCUGAAAUUCACCCUCUCACAGACGGCCCCCGGCGAGGAGAAGCCCAAAUCGGACAUGCCGUCCGGCCUGCUGCCCAACAACAAGCAGAGCAUCGUGCUCUUCCUGGAGCGCGUCUACGGCAUCGAGGCACAGGACCUCUUCUACCGCCUGCUGGAGGACGCCUUCCUACCGGAUCUCCGCACCGCCACCAUUCUGGACAAGAGCGAUGGAUCCGAGAGCGACAUGGCGCUGGCCAUGAACCGCUACAUCGGCAACUCGAUCCUGCCGCUGCUCAUCAAGCACUCCAAGUUCUACAACGAGGCCGAGAACUACGCGAGCCUCUUGGAUGCCACUUUGCACACGGUCUACCGGCUGUCCAAGAACCGUAUGCUGACCAAGGGGCAGCGCGAGGCCGUUUCCGACUUCCUGGUGGCCCUCACAUCCCAAAUGCAACCUGCCAUGCUGCUCAAGCUGCUGCGCAAGUUGACUGUGGAUGUGUCCAAGCUGUCCGAGUACACCACCGUGGCCCUCCGGCUUCUCACCCUGCACUUCGAUCGCUGCGCCAAAUACUACGGCUCAACUCAAGGCCAGGGCUCCUAUGGAGCCUCAUCGGACGAGGAGAAGCGCCUGACGAUGCUGCUGUUCUCGAACAUUUUUGACUCGCUCAGCAACAUGGACUAUGACCCGGAACUGUUCGGUAAGGCUCUGCCCUGCCUGAUCGCCAUCGGCUGCGCCCUGCCACCGGACUACAGUCUGUCCAAGAACACGGACGAGGACUACUACGGCCGGCAGAUGGGCGCACCGGAUCAGCCGCAGUACAUGCCCAAUCCGAUCGACACCAACAACGUGCACCUGGACAACGAUCUCAACUCGCUGGUCCAGAAGUUCAGCGAGCACUACCACGAUGCGUGGGCCAGUCGGCGGUUGGAAGGUGGCUGGACCUACGGAGACAUCCGAUCCGAUAAUGAUCGCAAACAUCCUCGCCUGAAGCCCUACAACAUGCUCAGUGAAUACGAACGCGAGCGGUACCGGGAUCCGGUGCGGGAGUGCCUGAAGGGUCUGCUGGCCAUCGGCUGGACCGUGGAGCACUCCGAGGUGGAGGUGCCGCUGAAUCAUCGCGGAUCGACGCGGCGUCAGUCGAAGCCCCAAAUUAACGAAUUCCAGAACGAGGGCAGCCCGUUCAACUACAACCCGCACCCGGUGGACAUGAGCAACCUGACCCUGAGCAGGGAGAUGCAGAACAUGGCCGAGCGCCUGGCGGAGAAUUCGCACGACAUCUGGGCCAAGAAGAAGAACGAGGAGCUCAACGGCUGCGGUGGCGUUAUCCAUCCACAACUGGUGCCAUACGAUCUUCUGACCGACAAGGAGAAGAAGAAGGAUCGCGAGCGCUCGCAGGAGUUCCUCAAGUACAUGCAGUACCAGGGCUACAAACUGCACAAGCCAUCAAAGGGAGGAGCUGUGGAGGAGGGCGGUGUAACCCAGGCUGCUGUUGAACUGCGCUUCUCGUACUCCCUACUGGAGAAGCUCAUUCAGUAUCUGGACCGAGCCACCAUUAACAUGAAACUGCUGAAGCCAUCGACUACGUUCAGUCGUCGCUCUUCCUUCAAGACGGCCACCCGGGACAUCAAGUUCUUCUCGAAGGUGGUGCUGCCUCUGAUGGAGAAGUACUUCUCAACGCAUCGCAACUACUUCAUCGCCAUUGCCACGGCAACCAAUAAUAUUGGCGCAGCCUCGCUCAAGGAGAAGGAAAUGGUGGCCUCGAUCUUCUGCAAGCUGGCCGCUCUACUGCGUAACCGGCUGAGUGCAUUUGGACCGGAUGUCCGCAUCACAGUACGGUGCCUCCAGGUCCUUGUCAAGGGCAUCGAUGCACGCACCCUGACCAAGAAUUGUCCCGAGUUCAUUCGCACCUCCAUGCUGACCUUCUUCAACCAGACAUCCGAUGACUUGGGUAACACUAUCCUUAACCUGCAGGAUGGCAAGUACAGUCACCUGAGAGGCACUCACCUAAAGACCUCCACAUCGUUGGGAUAUGUAAACCAGGUGGUCUUGCCGGUGCUUACCGCCAUGUUUGAUCAUCUGGCAGCCUGUGACUAUGGCAGCGAUUUGCUUCUCGACGAGAUCCAGGUGGCUUCCUACAAGAUCCUGGCUGCACUGUAUCAUUUGGGUACCGAUGGCACCCUGACGCAUGACAGGAAGUAUCUUAAGACCGAGAUUGAGAGGCAUAGACCCGCUCUGGGUUCCUGUCUGGGAGCUUACAGCUCCUGCUUUCCGGUGGCCUUCUUGGAGCCCCACCUUAACAAGCACAACCAGUACUCGCUGCUCAACCGUAUUGCGGAUCACUCACUGGAGGCACAGGAUAUUAUGGUCAAGAUGGAGAGUUGUAUGCCAAAUCUAGAGACCAUUCUCGCCGAGGUCGACCAGUUCGUGGAGUCGGACAAGACAUACAACGAUGCGCCUCAUAUUAUCGACGUGAUCCUGCCGCUGCUUUGCGCCUAUCUACCGUUUUGGUGGUCCCAGGGACCGGAUAAUGUAAGUCCCACCAGUGGCAACCACGUGACCAUGGUCACAGCCGAUCACAUGAAUCCAUUGCUGCGAAAUGUGCUCAAAAUGAUCAAGAAGAACAUUGGCAACGAUAAUGCCCCAUGGAUGACUCGCAUUGCCGCCUAUACGCAGCAGAUUAUCAUCAAUACGUCGGAGGAGCUGCUCAAGGAUCCGUUCUUGCCGCUGGCGGAGCGGGUGAAGAAGCGCACUGAGAACAUGCUGCACAAAGAGGACAGCAUGCGAGGAUUCAUCAAGUCGGCCACGGACGACACCUCGCAGGUGGAGACGCAGCUGCAGGAGGACUGGAAUCUGCUAGUGCGAGACAUAUACUCGUUCUACCCCCUGCUCAUCAAGUACGUAGAUCUGCAGCGGAACCACUGGCUGAAGGACAACAUACCGGAGGCCGAGGAGCUCUACAACCAUGUGGCAGAGAUCUUCAAUAUAUGGUCCAAGAGCCAGUACUUCCUUAAGGAGGAGCAGAACUUCAUCUCUGCCAAUGAGAUCGACAACAUGGCACUGAUCAUGCCAACUGCAACCAGGAGAUCGGCCAUCUCGGAAGGUGCUCCUGCCGUGGGUGGCAAGGUAAAGAAGAAGAAGAAGAACAGGGACAAGAAGCGCGACAAGGACAAGGAGGUGCAGGCCAGUCUGAUGGUGGCCUGCCUGAAACGUCUCCUGCCCGUGGGACUGAAUCUGUUCGCGGGUCGAGAGCAGGAACUGGUGCAGCACUGCAAGGAUCGGUAUCUGAAAAAGAUGCCCGAGUACGAUGUGAUCGAGUUCGCCCGCAACCAGCUGACCCUGCCGGAUAAGCUGGACCCCUCGGACGAGAUGUCCUGGCAGCAUUACCUCUACUCAAAGCUGGGCAAGACGGAGGAACCGGUGGACGAACAGGCGCUGGAGAAGGCCAAUGUGAACUCCAACGAGAAGGGCAAGGACAAGACGCAGGAGACAGUGGAUCGCAUCGUGGCGAUGGCCAAGGUUCUGUUUGGCCUGCACAUGAUCGACCAUCCACAACAGCAGAGCAAGAAUGUCUACAGGAGCGUUGUGUCGAUCCAAAGGAAGCGUGCCGUAAUCGCAUGCUUCCGUCAGACAUCGCUGCAUUCUCUACCCAGACAUCGGGCCUGCAACAUCUUCGCGCGAUCCUACUACGAGCAGUGGCUGCAGGAGGAGAACGUGGGCCAAGAGGUGAUGGUCGAAGAUCUGACGCAGACGUUCGAGGACUCCGAGAAAUCCAAGAAGGAGGGCGAGGAGACGGACAGCAAGCCGGAUCCGCUAACCCAACUGGUUACCACUUUCUGCCGCGGCGCCAUGACGGAGCGCAGCGGUGCCCUCCAGGAGGAUCUGCUCUACAUGUCCUAUGCCCAGAUCGCGGCCAAGUCCACGGGCAAGGAGGAAGAGGAGGGCGGCGACGAGGAAGGCGGUGAGGGUGGCGAAGAGGGCGAAGGCACCAGCAUCCAUGAACAAGAGAUGGAGAAGCAGAAGCUGCUCUUCCAUCAGGCACGUCUCUCCAAUCGUGGCGUUGCCGAAAUGGUGCUGUUGCACAUUUCCGCCUCCAAAGGUAUACCUUCUGAGAUGGUAAUGACGACACUCAAUCUCGGCAUCGCCAUUUUGCGCGGCGGCAACAUCGACAUCCAAAUGGGCAUGCUGAACCACUUGAAGGAAAAGAAGGACGUUGGCUUCUUUACCUCCAUCGCCGGACUGAUGAACUCCUGCAGUGUACUGGACCUGGACGCCUUUGAGCGAAACACCAAAGCAGAGGAGUAUAUUCCGAGUGCGGGUGCAGGUCUUGGUGUAGGUUCCGAAGGCGCCGCGGGCGAGAAGAACAUGCACGACGCGGAGUUCACCUGUGCGCUGUUCCGGUUCAUCCAGCUGACCUGCGAAGGCCACAAUUUGGAAUGGCAAAACUAUUUGAGGACCCAGGCCGGUAACACCACCACCGUGAACGUGGUCAUCUGCACUGUGGAUUAUUUGCUGCGUCUGCAAGAGUCCAUCAUGGACUUCUACUGGCACUACUCCAGCAAAGAGAUCAUCGAUCCCGCUGGAAAAGCGAACUUUUUCAAGGCCAUCGAAGUGGCUAGCCAAGUAUUCAACACCCUCACUGAAGUCAUCCAGGGUCCUUGUACCCUCAAUCAGCAGGCCUUGGCACACUCGAGGUUGUGGGAUGCAGUUGGUGGCUUCCUCUUCCUGUUCUCCCACAUGCAGGACAAACUGUCCAAGCACUCCAGCCAAGUGGAUCUGCUCAAGGAACUGUUGAAUCUGCAAAAGGACAUGAUCACCAUGAUGCUUUCCAUGCUGGAAGGAAAUGUUGUUAACGGCACUAUUGGCAAGCAGAUGGUAGACACGCUGGUGGAGUCCGCCAGCAAUGUGGAGCUUAUUCUUAAGUACUUCGACAUGUUCCUGAAGCUCGCCGACCUUAUCGAAUCGCCCAGCUUCCACGAAGUGGACAUGAAGAAUGAGGGUUGGGUGACCCCCAAAGACUUUAGGGAAAAGAUGGAGCAAUCCAAGAACUACACACCGGAAGAAAUGGAUUUCCUUUUGGCCUGCUGCGAGCGCAACCACGAGGGCAAGAUCGAUUACCGGGCCUUCGUGGAGCACUUCCACGAACCAUCAAAGGAGAUCGGUUUCAACCUGGCUGUGCUCCUGACCAACCUCAGCGAACACAUGCCAAACGAACCGCGCCUGGCGCGCUUCCUGGAGACCGCCGGCUCGGUGCUCAACUACUUCGAGCCCUUCCUGGGCCGCAUCGAGAUUCUCGGCAGCUCCAAGCGCAUCGAGCGCGUUUACUUUGAGAUCAAGGACUCGAACAUCGAACAGUGGGAGAAGCCCCAGAUUCGCGAGUCCAAGCGUGCCUUCUUCUAUUCCAUCGUCACCGAAGGUGGCGACAAGGAGAAACUGGAGGCCUUUGUGAACUUCUGCGAGGACGCCAUCUUUGAGAUGACCCACGCCUCGGGACUGAUGGCCACCGAUGAUGGCGGUGGCAAUGUGAAGCGGGACACUGCCUAUAGUUCCUACAUGAGCGAGGAAGAGGAGGAGCGAGCUGCUCGUGAUCCCAUCCGCCGCACCAUCACCGCCGUCAAGGAAGGACUGAAGUUCGGAGUGCACAUGCUUAGUCCGGCGAACAUCAAGCAUCAGAUAGGAGUGAUGCAGACCAAAUCCAUACCAGAACUCAUUGUCGGCUUUUUCAAGAUCAUCUUUUAUAUAUUUUACUAUACCGGAUAUGCGCACUUCUGCGUGGUGCGUUACAUAUUUGGCAUCCUACUGAACCUGAUGCGAGGACCUGCUCCAGAGCAGGAGGAGGAACCGGUGGUGGAGGAGGAAACGUUUGGAAGAGCACUGCCACCGUUGCCGCUUGAAGAACCACCGGGCACAGUGCAAGCCUUUGGCCUGGACAUCAACAAGGAGGAGAACGGCAUGUACAAGGUGGUGGUGCACGAGUCUCCAGCCAAUUCCUCGAUGGAGGAGGGCGGAGAAUCCAGUCCCGAGGACGGAGCAGCUGCCAGCGGCGAAUUGGUCGAAGGUGAACCACACCAGGAGCCCAUUUCCAUUGUGGAUCUGCUGGGUGGAGAGGCUGCAAAGAAGGCGGCACAGGAGCGGCAGGAGGCUCAAAAGGCUCAGGAGGCCGCUAUGGCCUCCAUCGAGGCGGAAGCCAAGAAGUCGUCAUCUGCGCCUCAGGAGACUCCAGCCGUCCACCAGAUCGACUUCUCUCAGUACACCCAUCGCGCCGUUAGCUUCCUCGCCAGAAACUUCUACAACCUCAAGUAUGUGGCCUUGGUGCUGGCUUUCAGCAUUAACUUCAUGCUGCUCUUCUACAAAGUCACCUCGUUUACCGAAGAAGCAGACAGCUCGGCCGAGGAGGAGCUCAUCCUGGGCUCCGGGUCGGGAGGAGGUGCGGACAUCACGGGCUCUGGCUUUGGCGGAUCAGGGGACGGGGGAUCGGGCGAUGGCGAAAUGGAGGACGAGAUACCGGAACUUGUGCACGUGGACGAAGACUUCUUCUACAUGGAACACGUUCUCCGCAUUGCGGCAUGUCUGCACUCACUUGUCUCCCUGGCCAUGUUGAUUGCCUACUACCACCUCAAGGUUCCACUGGCUAUCUUCAAGCGGGAGAAGGAGAUUGCCCGCCGACUGGAGUUCGAGGGAUUGUUCAUUGCAGAGCAGCCGGAGGAUGACGACUUCAAGUCGCACUGGGACAAGUUGGUGAUUUCGGCGAAAAGUUUCCCGGUGAACUACUGGGACAAGUUCGUGAAAAAGAAGGUGCGCCAAAAGUACAGCGAGACCUACGACUUUGACUCGAUCUCCAAUCUGCUGGGCAUGGAGAAGAGCACGUUCGCAGCUCAGGAGAGCGAGGAAACGGGCAUCUUCAAGUACAUCAUGAACAUCGACUGGCGCUAUCAGGUGUGGAAGGCUGGCGUCACCUUCACGGACAACGCCUUCCUCUACUCGCUGUGGUACUUCAGCUUCUCGGUGAUGGGUAACUUCAACAACUUCUUCUUCGCCGCCCAUCUGCUCGAUGUGGCCGUGGGCUUCAAGACCCUGCGCACCAUCCUGCAGUCUGUGACCCACAACGGCAAGCAACUGGUGCUGACCGUGAUGCUGCUCACCAUCAUAGUGUACAUCUACACUGUGAUCGCGUUCAACUUCUUCAGGAAGUUCUACAUCCAGGAGGAGGACGAGGAGGUGGACAAGAAGUGCCACGACAUGUUGACCUGCUUCGUGUUCCAUCUGUACAAGGGUGUGAGAGCGGGCGGUGGCAUAGGCGACGAGAUCGGGGAUCCGGAUGGAGACGACUACGAGGUCUACCGCAUCAUCUUCGACAUCACGUUCUUCUUCUUCGUGAUCAUUAUCCUGCUGGCCAUUAUCCAGGGUCUGAUCAUCGACGCCUUCGGCGAGCUGCGUGACCAGCUGGAGUCGGUGAAGGACAACAUGGAGUCCAACUGCUUCAUCUGCGGGAUGGGCAAGGACUUCUUCGACAUAGUACCGCACGGCUUCGACACGCACGUCCAGAAGGAGCACAACUUGGCCAACUACAUGUUCUUCCUGAUGCAUUUGAUUAACAAGCCGGACACGGAGUAUACCGGCCAGGAGACGUACGUGUGGAACAUGUACCAGCAGCGCAGCUGGGACUUCUUCCCGGUGGGAGACUGCUUCCGCAAGCAAUACGAGGAUGAGCUUUCCGGCGGAGGCGGCGGCGGCUAAAGGACAGCGGAUUCGCCGCGUCUGCUUUCUGGGCACAAUCACACUAUCACUGGACGGUCCAAGGACUCUCGGGAUCCACUUUUGUAUCGGUAAUUUG